Messenger RNA from Olea europaea var. sylvestris, 534 nucleotides. RefSeq lists its product as uncharacterized. Gene Ontology annotation, molecular function: nucleic acid binding; zinc ion binding. The transcript has a single exon. The coding region runs from base 1 to 534 and encodes 177 amino acids. Lineage: Eukaryota; Viridiplantae; Streptophyta; Magnoliopsida; Lamiales; Oleaceae. The record is from RefSeq and is a predicted model, not a curated record.
AUGGCAUUGGUUGAUUAUGAGAGGAAGUUCAAACAAAUUUCUAGGUAUACAACACGUCUAGUGGAUAUAAAGCAAAAGAAAGCUAGAAGGUUUAAACUCAGAUUGCGCCCAGAAAUUGGAGGAAUCAUAGCAUCCCAUGAAUUCACCACGUCCAGUCAGGUUCUACAACGAGCUCAAGCAAUUUCAAAUCAACUAGAACUUGAUCAGACAACUCAAGAAAGUAUUGAAUUUUCAGGAAAGAGGAAAUGGAAUGGGCCGAACGAAGGUAAAAGAAAUGGACAAAAUAAGAGGGCUAGCUUUGAAAGGCAAUCAGGGUCCAGCAAGCCGAAUAAUGUUCUUACUCAUUGUCCUAAGUGCAAUAAGGCUCGUAGAGGCGAGUGUUUGCAUGGAAAGAAUGUAUGUUUUCAAUGUGGAAAGCAGGGUCAUAUUGCUACCAAUUGUCAGGAACCCUCACCAAAGAGGGACAAUGAUCAAAGCAAAAAGGGACCAGCUAGAGUUUUUGCUUUAACCCAGCAAGAGGCAAUUGAGAAUUAG